GCAAAGCCACCUUGCCAAGAAAUUUUGAAGUGUUAAUCGAAGAUGGAAGAUUCCUUCCUGUGCCAGUGCCUCAAGGACAGCCCGGACCCAGAGGCAGUGAGGAAGACACAGAAUAAAGGAAAGCUACCAAGGAGCGAAAUAACAUUUUUACCCCAGUUACCAGCGAGCCGGUCCAAGCCAUUGUGGCAAUCAGCCUCGCCCUCUUUCUUUCUACAGACAGAAGAUGAGGAUGAACAAUGUGACUCACUAAGGGUUUCUCUACCCCAAAAACGCAAACGAAACAAAGCUUGGGAAUCAGGAGCUUCUGUUAGCAGCACAAAUCGGUCAAUCCAUGAUGGAGCUUCCCAGCCAAAAAAGGACCGUGAGCAAUUUAGAAGUGCUCUAGUUAAUAUAAUUAUGCAGCAAGAAUGUGCAGCUAGACAGCCUCCUCCUUUGGAUGAAACAGAACCUUCAACAGCUGGACAUCCUUCUGCAGCGGAGAAAGACAUUCUUAGGUAUUACUACUACAUUAACCAUGGAAUAGACACUGAACAUGUAGCUCCUUUGGAAGACAGCUGGUUGGAGGUUGUUUUGUCCUUGGUGCCAUUACGUCUCAAAACAUACACUGAAGUUAUUGAAUCGCUUUCAGAUGAGAUGAAAGAAGAUUAUCUUCUAAGUGUAAAGAAGGCAAUAGUGGACUUUGUUUUAAGAGACUCCAGAGAGAAAGAGGAAGAAAAGAAAGAACUCCCUAGUCAUCGUGCAGAGUUGGAAAUAGUACCAAAACCAUGGAACAAGUCAUUUUUGUUGGCACAAAAAUUCAUCAAGGCAAACCUAAAUUCAAUAAAUCCCACCAUGUUGGCUGUUUUGGAUCUCUGGCAAUGUUCUUUUAAAGAUUUAAGGUUCAUUGAUGCCAAAGAAUUUCGUAAUCGUAAGGAAUCAAUGGAGCUAACUACAUUCCAGGUCUUAUUUAUGAGACACAUUGAAUCAGCAAAGGAGCAACUCCUUAAAAAAUGGUUUCCUGAAGUUCAAAAUAUUUAUUACCUGGGAAAUAAGCGGAGACAGGUUCCCAGUGGUACUGACAGUGCCAAGCUACAGUCUUUUUUCAAUUGUGCUGCGACUCUGAUGACAUCACAACUGCAAAGUUUAACAUUAAAUUCCAUUCAGGACUAUACUGAUUUAAUUGUGCAACGGCCGGAUUCUAUUCGUGUUUAUGAACAUCCAGGCUUUAUUAUGCGUCUAAUCCUAAAAAAUAAUGCUAUCCAAUUUGAACCAGAGUUCAAGGAUUUUGAACUACUGUUCUUGAGCGUUUAUGAUGUCAUGCUCAAAACAGUGAAUUUAGUGCCAAGAGUUGAGACAAAACUGUACACUGAAUGGACUAACGUUAAGAGCACCCUAAGACCAAUAAUCUUAGAUGAAAUCUUAGAGGAACACAAAAGGAAAGUUAUAGAGGUUGUUGCCAAAGAAAGUUUGGGGCCCCAAGAACAUACAAAACUAUAUGAUAAGUAUACCAUGCUGAUAAGUAGGCAAGCUGACUUAGAUGUGGAACAAUUUCUAAAUGAAGAACAUACAUUUGAAGAGACAGCACAGGAAAUAAUUAAGUAUCAGAAACUGAAAGAAGAAAUUCAAUACAACUCUCGAAAGGUUGUUCGCCUGGGAAUGUUUGAGGUGCACUGUGAUGAACUCAUAAGGGCUCUUGUCAGACGAGCAGAAGCAUUGUUUGAGAAACUUCUGACUAGGAUAAGCAAGUAUCAUUCGGAUGCAAAUAAAGCGCUAUGUCUCGAAUUUGAGAAAAUAGCAGAGAAAGCCUUAACAACACCUCCAAACACAGAAGCACUAAUGGAACUGAAGGCUUACGUGCAAAAAGUUGAAGUGAAAGACAUGGCUGAACUUGAGCUGAAGCUGACUGAAGCAAAAAAUCGUCUGGGUUUUCUUGUCGACUAUGUUACACUUUCCCCAAGUGACAUACGAUUAAACAAUCGAACAUUUCAGUGGAGUGGACGAAUGACAGAGAUUUUUGAGGAGCACAAAAGGAUGGUUUCGGAAAAAGAAGAACUGUAUCAACAAGGACUCAAGCUUCGUAUUGAGAGAUUUCAGGAAGAAAUUGAAACCUAUGCCAAGCAAGCAGAAGAAUUUGCCAGUUUUUCAGAAUUGUCAGAUGUUGGUCGCUACUUAAGAAAGGCUCAAACAUUAAAUGCAAAGCUGAAUCAAGCCUUAGAGAAGAUUGAUCAGAUUAAUGCAGAAGAACAAGCAUUUGGAUGGCCUGAAUCUCAGUAUCCUCAGCGUAAACAUACCAGCGAUAUCCUUCAACCAUAUUUAAGGUUGUAUGAAAUCAUUGUAGAGUUCAAUAACAAAUAUAAUAGUUGGAUGGAAGGACCAUUUACAGAGGUCAACCCAGAUGAGGUAGAAACAGAUGCAGGAAACUACUGGCGUGGUCUAUACAAGCUGGAACGGACUUUCACAGACUCACCAAGUGCAUUAAAAAUUGCCCAUGCUGUUAGGAAAAAGGUUGAGGAAUUUAAAGAACAUAUUCCCCUAGUUCAAGUCCUUUGCAACCCUGGUUUGCGUGAUCGACACUGGGAUGCCUUAUCUGAAAUUACAGGCUUCCCGCUAAAGCCUGCUCCAGACACAACAGUUACCAAACUUCUCACAAUGAAUCUUGAACCUUUCUUAGCUCAGUUUGAGGGCAUAAGUGAGGCUGCUGCCAAAGAAUAUUCACUGGAAAAAGCCAUGAAAAAGAUGAUAAGUGAGUGGGACACAAUGGAAUUUACUCUCCUUCCAUACCGAGAAACAGGAACAUACGUACUUUCAGCUGUUGAUGAUAUCCAGAUGUUGCUAGAUGAUCACAUUGUGAAGACCCAGACGAUGCGUGGAUCUCCUUAUAUACAGCCAUUUGAAAAAGAGAUCAGAUCAUGGGAAAGUACACUGUUGCUGCUGCAGGAGAUAAUGGAUGAAUGUUUAAAAGUGCAAGCAACUUGGCUUUACCUGGAACCAAUUUUCAGUUCCCCUGACAUCAUGGCCCAGAUGCCCGAAGAGGGAAGACGAUUUACUACUGUAGAUAAGACCUGGAAAGAACUUAUGAAACAAGUUUUAAUGGAUACACAUGUUCUGGCAGUGGUAUCCAUAGAUAAAAUGUUAGAAAAACUGAAAAAAUCAAACGGCCUGCUGGAGUUGAUUCUAAAAGGACUCAAUAACUACUUGGAAAAGAAGCGCCUUUUUUUCCCGCGAUUUUUCUUCUUAUCUAAUGAUGAGUUGCUGGAGAUCCUUUCGGAAACCAAAGAUCCUACCAGAGUACAGCCUCAUUUGAAGAAGUGCUUUGAGGGUAUUGCAAAAGUUCAGUUUACUGAUAUCUUGGAAAUAACACACAUGAAGAGCAGUGAAGAUGAAGUGGUGGAACUUGUUGACGUAAUUUCUACAGCAAAAGCUAGAGGUCAAGUGGAAAAAUGGCUUCUAGAACUUGAGUCAGCCAUGACAAGAUCCAUUCACAAGGUUAUUGGUCAAGCGAUCGAAGCUUAUCCAAAUACUCCACGCAUGGAUUGGGUGAGAAACUGGCCUGGUCAGACAGUACUGUGCGUCUCGCAGUUGUUUUGGACACAAGAGGUUCAACAUUCUAUUAAAGCAGGCCAACAGGCUCUUGAGAUUUAUCUGGAUCAGAAUAAUAAGCAAAUUGAUGAUAUUGUGACCUUGGUCCGGGGAAAACUAUCCAAGCAGAAUCGUACUACUCUUGGUGCUUUAGUUGUGUUGGAUGUACAUGCCAGAGAUGUCUUGGCAGUUCUGGUAAAGAAAAAAAUCAAUAAUGAAAAUGAUUUUGAAUGGUUGAGCCAGCUAAGGUACUAUUGGGAGGAAAAUGAACUUCAGACAAAAAUGAUCAAUGCAGGUUUACCCUAUGGCUAUGAAUAUCUUGGAAACACCCCCAGACUUGUUAUCACUCCACUCACAGACAGAUGCUACAGAACGUUGUUUGGUGCAUUAAAUCUACAUCUUGGAGGGGCACCAGAGGGACCAGCUGGCACUGGUAAGACUGAGACAACUAAAGAUCUGGCAAAAGCUGUAGCCAAGCAGUGUGUGGUUUUCAACUGCUCAGAUGGAUUGGACUAUAUUGCUCUCGGAAAAUUUUUCAAGGGAUUGCUGUCCUGUGGUGCUUGGGCAUGCUUUGAUGAAUUCAACAGAAUUGACCUGGAAGUGCUUUCUGUUGUUGCUCAGCAAAUUCUAACGAUCCAAAGAGGGAUUGGAGCUGGUUCAACUACACUGGUGUUUGAAGGAACUGAACUGAAACUUAACCCAACCUGUGCUGUCUUCAUCACUAUGAAUCCAGGUUAUGCUGGUCGUUCAGAGUUACCAGACAACCUUAAGGCUCUCUUUAGAACAGUGGCUAUGAUGGUACCAGACUAUGCCAUGAUUGCAGAGAUUGUACUUUACUCUUGUGGUUUUGUCAACGCUCGACCACUAUCGGUUAAAAUUGUAGCCACCUAUCGACUUUGUUCAGAGCAAUUAUCAUCACAGCAUCAUUAUGAUUACGGUAUGCGUGCAGUGAAAUCCGUCUUAACUGCUGCAGGAAAUAUUAAGCUUAAGUACCCAACGGAAAAUGAAGAGAUUUUACUCCUACGAUCAAUUAUUGAUGUUAACCUCCCCAAAUUCUUGUCUCAUGAUUUGCCACUCUUUGAGGGAAUCACUUCAGAUUUGUUUCCUGGAAUAAAAUUGCCAAAACCUGACUAUCGUAUCUUGCUGGAAGCAAUCAAAGAGAAUUGUGAACGCAUGAAUCUACAAAUGACUGACUUCUUCUCACAGAAGAUCUUACAAAUCUAUGAAAUGAUGAUUGUGCGUCAUGGCUUUAUGAUUGUUGGAGAACCAUUUGGUGGAAAAACAUCAGCAUACAGGGUUCUGGCAGCUGCUUUACACGAUAUUUGUGAGAAGGGGCUAAUGGAGGAAAACAAAGUUCAGAUUACGGUGAUUAAUCCUAAAGCCAUUACUAUGGGUCAACUGUAUGGCCAAUUUGAUAAAGUCUCGCAUGAAUGGUCAGAUGGAAUACUGGCUGUUAGCUACAGAGCCUUUGCAGUUUCUUCUACCCCAGAUAGAAAAUGGUUAAUCUUUGAUGGACCAGUUGAUGCAGUCUGGAUUGAGAAUAUGAACACUGUGUUGGAUGAUAACAAGAAAUUAUGCCUGAUGAGUGGAGAAAUUAUUCAGAUGUCUCCCCAGAUGAGCCUUCUGUUUGAACCAAUGGAUCUGGAGGUUGCUUCACCUGCCACUGUUUCAAGAUGUGGCAUGGUUUACAUGGAACCUCUUAUGAUGGGGUGGAAGCCAGUAAUGGUAUCUUGGAUGAAUAAAAUGCCCGCUGGUGUUAGGCCCAUGCACAAGGAAUUAAUUGAAGGAUUGUUUGACAGAAUGGUGCCAGUUUGUCUCCAAUUUAUUCGAAAAGCAGCUAAGGAGCUAGCUCCUACUGCUGACAUAGGAUUAGUACGUUCACUAAUGAACCUAAUGGACUGUCUGAUGGAAGAAUUUACAGAUGCAGCCAAAAUCAAACAAAUGAAUGAACGGGAUAUUUGCUCAUGGCUUGAGGGAAUUUUCCUAUUUUCAUUAAUUUGGUCCAUUGGUGCUACCUCCAUGGAGGAAGAUCGAUUGAAGUUUGAUAAACUUGUACGCGAGAUAACUGAUGGACCUCUUACUGAAGACACAAGAACGCUAUUCAAUUUAUUUAUCCAGGUUGAUUCUCCAGCAAAACUUCCCACUGUUCCAAUUCCCAGCGAGGGAACUAUUUAUGACUAUAUGUUCAUUAAAGAGGGAUCAGGGAGAUGGGAACCAUGGGCAGAAUCAUUGAAUUCUGUUCCCCCCAUUCCAAAGGAUGUACAAUUCAAUGAAAUUAUAGUACCAACCAAGGAUACAGUUCGUUACAUGAAACUGAUGAAACUUUUGACAACAAAUCAGAAGCCUUCAAUAUUUGUGGGUCCAACUGGAACAGGGAAAAGCGUCUAUAUCAUUGAUUUCCUGUUACAUCAUCUGAACAAAGAUAUUUACACGCCAUUGCUGAUUAACUUUUCAGCUCAAACCACUGCGGCUCAGACUCAGAAUAUUAUCAUGUCUAAACUGGACAAAAGAAGAAAAGGAGUUUUUGGUCCCCCUCUAGGCAAAAAAAUGGUUGUAUUUGUGGAUGAUGUGAACAUGCCACAGCGAGAAGUCUAUGGUGCUCAGCCACCAGUUGAACUUCUCCGUCAGUGGUUAGAUCAUUGGAACUGGUAUGAUUUAAAGGACUGCAGUAUGAUUAAACUUGUGGACAUACAAAUUAUAUGUGCAAUGGGACCACCCGGUGGUGGUCGAAACCCAAUUACACCACGAUUCAUGAGGCACUUUAACACCGUGACUAUUAACGAGUUUGAUGACAAGACUAUGUAUGUCAUUUUCUCUCGGAUCCUUAACUGGCAGUUUCAUAUAAGGUUUACUUUCCCACCUGAAUUUGAAUCUCUGACUAAGCAGGUCAUUCGUGCCACUUUGUACGUUUACAAAGAAGCAAUGAAGAAUCUCCUGCCAACUCCAGCCAAGUCUCACUAUCUCUUUAAUCUGCGGGAUUUCUCCCGUGUUAUUCAAGGGGUGUGCCUUUCCAGUCCUCAGACAGCAGGAACUCCAGCUGCAAUUAAGCGCCUUUGGGUUCAUGAGAUUUUACGAGUCUAUUAUGAUCGCUUGGUGGAUGAUGGGGAUCGAGCUUGGCUUGUUGAAUGUCUCCAAUCCGUAAUGGGAAGCCAGCUGAAGGAGAACUUUGAUGAGCUGUUCAAACACCUGGACUUUAAUGGUGAUGGCAAAGUGAUGGAAGAUGAACUUCGCAGUCUCAUGUUUUGUGAUUUCAGUGACCCAAAAGGUGAAGACAAGGGAUAUAGGGAAGUCCUUGAUUUCACCAGUUUAAGGAAAGUGGUUGAGGCUCAUUUGGAUGAAUUUAAUAAUAUAAGUAAAAAGCCAAUGAAUCUGGUUAUAUUCAGAUUUGCAAUCGAGCAUGUCUGUCGAAUUUCCCGUAUUCUAAAGCAGCCACAUAGUCAUGCUCUUUUAGUGGGUGUUGGAGGCAGUGGCCGUCAGUCACUAACCCGGCUUGCAGCACAUAUGGCUGACUAUAUACUGUUUCAAGUGGAAAUUUCCAAGAGUUAUGGUUCUUAUGAAUGGCGUGAAGAUUUAAAACAAAUAUUCCGUAAGGCUACAGAAGGUGAAAUGCAAGGUGUCUUUUUAUUUACUGACACUCAGAUUAAACAAGAGUCAUUUCUAGAAGACAUCAACAAUUUAUUGAAUGCAGGAGAAGUGCCAAAUCUCUUUGCAGUAGAUGAGAAGCAGGAGGUUUGUGAACGCAUGCGUCUAAUUGAUCGUCAAAGAGAUAAAUCAAAACAGACUGAUGGGAGUCCAUUGGCACUUUUCAACAUGUUUAUUGAGCGCUGUCGUAAUCAGUUACAUGUGGUUUUAGCAAUGAGCCCAAUUGGAGAUGCUUUCCGCAACAGGCUGAGGAAGUUCCCUGCGCUUGUCAAUUGUUGUACCAUAAAUUGGUUUCAGUCUUGGCCAGAAGAUGCUCUGGAGGCUGUGGCAAAACGCUCACUGGGAGACAUUGAAAUGUCAGAGAAGAUACGUGUGUGCUGCAUUGAAAUGUGCAAAAGCUUUCAUACCUCAACGAUUGAAUUGUCUGAAACAUUCCAUACGGAGCUUCAGCGGUACAACUAUGUGACUCCCACUUCCUACCUGGAAUUGAUCUCCACAUUUCAAGCCCUUCUUGAAACAAAACGAACUGAUGUGCUGAAGAUGAAGAGAAGAUAUGAAAUUGGUCUAGAGAAACUAAACUCAGCUGCUUCUCAGGUUGCCUCCAUGCAGUCGGAAUUGGCAGCCCUGCAGCCGGAACUAAUAGUUGCCAGUGCAGCAGUGGAUGACAUGAUGAUAGUCAUUGAAAAAGAAUCCAUUGAGGUCUCAAGAACAGAGGAAAUUGUAAAAGCUGAUGAAAUCAUUGCAAAUGAUCAAGCCAUGGCAGCAAAGGCAAUUAAAGAUGAAUGUGAUGCUGAUCUGGCAAAAGCAUUACCAGUUUUGGAGGCUGCACUUGCUGCCCUGGACACUCUUACUACACAGGAUAUUACUGUGAUGAAAUCUAUGAAGAGCCCACCAGCCGGUGUAAAAUUGGUUAUGGAGGCAGUUUGUAUUUUGAAAGGAAUAAAGCCAGACAGAAUUCCAGAUCCUACUGGGUCAGGUAAAAAGAUUGAAGAUUUCUGGGGCCCAGCCAAAAAGGUACUAGGUGACAUGAAGUUUUUGCAAUCUCUCCAUGAAUACGACAAGGACAAUAUUCCUCCAGCAUACAUAAAUGUCAUUCGGAAUAAAUACAUAACUAAUCCAGAAUUUGUUCCAGAAAAGAUUCGUAAUGCAUCCACUGCAGCCGAGGGUCUUUGCAAAUGGGUCAUUGCAAUCGACUCUUAUGAUAAAGUAGCUAAAGUUGUGGCUCCCAAGAAAGCAAAGCUAGCUUUGGCUGAAGGUGAAUUGAAAAUAGCAAUGGAUGGGCUAAGAAAAAAGCAAGCUGCACUUAAAGAAGUGCAAGACAAGCUUGAAAAAUUGCAGGAACAAUUGGAAACAAAUAAACAAAAGAAAACAGAUCUGGAAAAUCAGGUUGAUUUGUGCAGUAAAAAACUGCACCGUGCUGAUCAGCUCAUUGGUGGACUUGGUGGUGAGAAAACACGUUGGAAUCAGACAGCCAAAAAUCUAGGACAACAAUACACUAAUCUGACUGGUGAUAUCCUGAUUUCUUCAGGAAUUGUAGCAUAUCUUGGGGCCUUUACAUCGAUCUAUAGACAGCGGCAAGCAGAAAAAUGGGUUGAGAAGUGCAAAAAAAUGCUCAUUCCAUGUUCCGAUGAUUUGUCUCUGACCACAAAUCUGGGCGACCCUGUAAAAAUCCGAGCCUGGAAUAUUGCUGGAUUACCUUCUGAUAACUUUUCCAUUGAUAAUGCCAUUAUCAUAUCUAAUUCUCGAAGGUGGCCGCUGAUGAUAGAUCCUCAAGGGCAGGCAAAUAAGUGGGUAAAAAAUAUGGAAAAAGCUAACAGUCUUCAUGUAAUUAAGCUCACUGAUGCUGACUUUGUGAGAACUUUAGAAAACUGCAUUCAGUUUGGCACACCUGUUUUGUUGGAAAAUGUUGGUGAGGAGCUGGAUCCCAUCUUGGAACCUUUGCUACUUAAACAAACAUUCAAGCAAGGUGGAUCCAUAUGCAUUCGACUAGGUGACUCGACAAUUGAAUAUGCCCCAGAUUUUCGCUUUUACAUCACAACUAAAUUGAGAAAUCCCCAUUACCUCCCAGAAACAUCUGUCAAGGUGACACUGCUAAACUUCAUGAUUACUUCUGAGGGGAUGCAAGACCAACUUCUGGGUAUUGUAGUGGCAAGAGAAAGGCCAGACUUGGAAGAUGAGAAGCAGGCUUUAAUUUUACAAAGUGCAGAAAACAAAAGGUUGCUAAAAGAAAUUGAAGAUAAAAUUCUGGAAAUUCUCUCAACCUCAGAAGGAAAUAUUUUAGAAGAUGAAACUGCCAUAAAGGUUUUAUCUUCAUCAAAAGAACUUGCUAAUGAAAUAACUCAGAAACAAACUGUAGCUGAGGAGACAGAAAAGAAGAUUGAUGCUACUCGAAUGGGCUAUAGACCAAUUGCAAUACAUUCUUCAAUCCUGUUUUUCUCAAUUGGUGAUCUUGGCAAUAUAGAGCCCAUGUACCAGUAUUCCCUUAAUUGGUUUAUCAACCUGUUUAUCAUGGCGAUUGAAAAUUCAGAAAAAUCUGAUGACUUAUCAGAAAGGUUGCAGAUACUCAGGAAAUAUUUCACAUACUCAUUGUACGUGAAUGUGUGUCGAUCGCUCUUUGAAAAGGACAAGCUGCUCUUUUCACUUUGCUUGGCUAUAAACUUAUUAAAGCAUGAUGGUCUGAUUGAAGAGCAGGAGUGGACCUUUUUGCUGACAGGUGGAAUUGGCUUGGAUAAUCCCUACGAGAACCCAUUAGACUGGCUUCCUAAAACAUCUUGGGAUGAGUUCUGCCGACUUGAUGAAAUUCCAGAGUUCUCAGGCAUUCAGAGGGAGUUUGUGGUUUUGUCAGAUGGAUGGAAGGCUGUGUAUGACAGCAUGGAGCCACAUCAUGAGAUAUUUCCUGGUCAAUGGGAAGAUAAACUAGGGAACUUUCAAAGGAUGCUUGUAAUUCGUUGUUUGAGGCCUGACAAGUUUAUUCCAAUGGCUCAAGAAUAUGUAACUGAUGUUCUUGGUCGACAAUUCAUUGAACCCCCUCCAUUUGAUUUGGGCAGUGCUUUUGGUGACAGCAAUUCGACUGCUCCACUUAUAUUUAUCUUGUCACCUGGUGCUGACCCAAUGGCUGCUCUUCUCAAAUUUGCUGAAGAUCAGGGCUUUGGCGGAUCCAAAUUGAGCUCUUUGUCCCUUGGACAGGGUCAAGGACCAAUAGCUAUGAAUAUGAUUGAGAUGGCAGUGAAGCAAGGUUCUUGGGUAGUAUUACAAAACUGUCAUUUAGCAACAUCAUGGAUGCCAACAUUAGAAAGAGUUUGUGCGGAACUGAAUCCAGAGACUACACAUCCUGAUUUUAGACUGUGGCUGACCAGCUAUCCUUCUUCAAAUUUCCCAGUUUCUGUUCUGCAGAAUGGAGUAAAAAUGACCAACGAAGCCCCAAAGGGACUUCGACCCAAUAUUAUCCGAUCGUACCUUAUGGAUCCUAUUUCUGAUCCAGAGUUCUUUGGCAGCUGCACAAAGCCGGCUGAAUUUAAAAAGCUUCUCUAUGGUCUAUGCUUCUUCCAUGCACUGGUUCAGGAAAGACGAAAAUUUGGACCACUAGGAUGGAAUAUUCCAUACGAGUUCAAUGAAACUGACUUGCGAAUUAGCGUACAACAGCUUCACAUGUUUCUUGACCAAUAUGAGGAAAUCCCCCUUGAUGCUUUACGAUACAUGACUGGUGAAUGCAACUAUGGCGGCAGAGUGACAGAUGACUGGGACCGGCGCACGCUGCGCUCAAUCCUUAAUAAAUUCUACAACAAAGAAAUUACAUCAAACCCAAAAUACACAUUUGAUUCAAGUGGUAUUUAUUAUCCACCUGCAGAAGGAGAGUACAUCAGCUACAUUGAAUACACUAAGAGCCUUCCUUUGAACCCGACACCAGAAAUAUUCGGAAUGCACACCAAUGCAGAUAUCACGAAAGAUCAAUCUGAGACCCAAACUCUGUUCAACAGCAUCCUACUUACUCAGUCUCGAACCACUGGCACAGCUGGAAAGUCAACCGAUGAGGUUGUUUUUGAGGUUUCAACGGAUAUCCUUAGUAGGCUGCCUGCAGACUUUGACAUUGAGGCAGCUAUGAGGAAAUACCCAACAACAUACAACCAAAGCAUGAACACUGUACUGGUGCAAGAGAUGGGUCGUUUUAACAUAUUACUCAGAACAAUUAGAGAAUCCUGCAUCAACAUACAGAAGGCUAUUAAGGGACUCGUGGUGAUGUCAGCUGAAUUGGAAGAGGUGGUGAAGAGUAUGCUGACAGGAAAAAAUCCAGCGAUGUGGAUGAAUAAAUCAUAUCCUAGUCUCAAGCCACUUGGUAGCUACAUGCGUGACUUCUUAGACAGACUGAGAUUCUUGCAGGACUGGUUUGAAGUUGGACCUCCUCCUGUCUUCUGGUUGUCAGGUUUUUUCUUCACUCAAGCUUUUUUGACAGGCGGACAGCAGAACUAUGCCAGAAAAUAUACCAUUCCCAUUGACCUGCUCACAUUUGACUAUGAAGUACUAAAAGACAAAGCACAUAUGCAUCCACCAGAAGAUGGUGUCUACGUAAGAGGCCUCUUUCUAGAUGGAGCACGCUGGGACAGGAAUAAGAAAAAACUGGCAGAAUCCUAUCCCAAAAUCCUCUAUGACACGAUGCCUGUGAUGUGGCUGAAGCCUUGUAAGAAGUCUGAAAUUGCACCACACCCAGUUUACAUCUGUCCAGUUUACAAGACCAGUGAAAGAAGGGGUACACUGUCCACAACUGGACAUUCCACAAACUUUGUGAUUGCAAUGCGAAUCCCCACUGAUCAGCCUUCUGAACACUGGAUUGGCCGUGGAGUUGCUCUGCUCUGUCAACUUAGUUCUUAAUAAUGUUCUUACCUGCAUU
Molecule: messenger RNA, 12085 nt
Organism: Mobula hypostoma (lesser devil ray)
Lineage: Eukaryota; Metazoa; Chordata; Chondrichthyes; Myliobatiformes; Myliobatidae
Gene: dnah7
Product: dynein, axonemal, heavy chain 7
Exons: 64
Coding region: 43-12066 (4007 amino acids)
Biological process (GO): microtubule-based movement
Cellular component (GO): dynein complex
Molecular function (GO): dynein light intermediate chain binding; calcium ion binding; minus-end-directed microtubule motor activity
Source: RefSeq, a predicted model, not a curated record